Coccinella septempunctata (seven-spotted ladybird) is the source of this 1839-nucleotide messenger RNA. Its product is annotated as CD151 antigen. The transcript is spliced from 5 exons. Gene Ontology annotation, cellular component: membrane. The record is from RefSeq and is a predicted model, not a curated record. Bases 487 to 1470 code for a protein of 327 amino acids. NCBI's taxonomy places the organism in Eukaryota, Metazoa, Arthropoda, Insecta, Coleoptera, Coccinellidae.
ACAACGAUCAAUCCCGCCGGAGUCCUCUUAAAACACUCAUAUAAACCCAUAAAUAUUAAUUCUUUCAGCUUUCAUCACACACGCGGGAUCGAACCACCAUGCACUGACCAUGAAACCCCUCACUCCUCCACCUGCUCUCUUUCUGCUCUGCUAAUUCCUAUUUCCUUCCUGUUUGCCGGAGCGUUUUUCAAAUCUAGAUCCGAGCGACAAGAAGUACCCUCGUUGUCGUUGACGUGAAUCUUGCUACGGAUCUACGUUGUUUAAGAUCCGUCCCCUUUGAACUCUGUUGACAUCGUCGUGUAGACCUUUUUAGUCGAUUGGAUCGUUUGUGGUUCGAGUAAUGAGACGAAAUUGAGCCAUUAAAGGUUCCAGUGUGGUGCUGUACCUUCUCAAUAUUACUUUUGUCGGCUCGGUGAGAGUACGAUGGACGCGAAGCUGUGUGCGCGUUAUUUGUUUCUUUGUUGAAAUCAGGUGCGAUUUUUUGAGAUGGGGAUUUUGACGUUAGGGGUCAGUAAGGCGCUGCUGGCCAUUACCAAUUUUUUUCUAUUGGUUUGCGGAUUCACACUGGUCAGUGGAGGGCUACUUCUGUUAUUCGAUAAUGACAGGAUCCUUCUUUCAAAACUAUUGGUUUCUGGUGUGCAAUCCAGCCUCCACUACCCUCUUCUGUAUUACGCUUCCAUAGGGAUAACGAUAAUGGGAUGCGUCUUAGCUAUGACAGGAGUUCUUGGAUGUUGGGCCUCGUGUAUGCAUAGCUACUGCAUGCUGACUAUUUAUUUUCUGAUCAUUAUCCUGGUGCUCAUUUUCGAAUGUGUACUUUUCGCCACGAUUUGGGCCUGGCCAAAUUGCUUGGGCUUAGUUCUGGAUCCAUACGAGCUCACAAAAUCUGUACAGGGAAGAUUCGGAAAAGAAUCGGGGGAAGAAUUCACAGCAGCUGUAGAUUUGGCGCAGACCUUGUUCCAAUGCUGUGGAAUCGAAUCAGCGAACGAAUACGACACCUCACUAUGGAGGUUGCAAUCUCUGAGCCAUUCUUUAGCUGUGCCAUUAACUUGCUGCAAACUGAGCAACUUGAACGAUACCAAAGCAUACCUAAAUCCGAUACCUACAAACACAACCCUCUGUCAAGCUUUGGAAGUAGGAAGACAUGAGAAUUAUCGUCAUCUGAAGGGUUGCCAAAGUUCAUUGGAAAAAUGGUACACUGAUCAAUACAUGAUCCUUUUCGCUGCUGGUCUUCUUCUGGUCCUCGUUGAAUUCAUGGUACUCCUCAGCACACUUCUCAACUGUGCCAAGAUUUACCAGUACAAACAGGAGUGCAAGGAAUCUGUAGGAGCCCGAACGCCACAGACAAUGAAACCAAGUACCAGGCAAACAGAGGAGUUCCACAGGAGAUCUCCCUUGGCCGCUUACAGUAACGAGACGUACGCUCUAACCGACAGCUUCAGGCAGAAUUACAAGCUUGUUGACACUGUAUGAUGGUGGUUGAAGGGCAUUUUUUUGCCCACGAGCACUUACACAUUGAAACAGAAUGAGAUAGAGUCGAUGCUGUGGUGAAUAUGUACAGAAAAGGAUAAUUUUAAGAUUUGUAUGUAUCAAAGAUGAAUAAUUUAAAUUUUUUUAGGAUCUACCUUUAUCAUGAUAGAGUUGAGUAUACUCAGCUAGUCGUAAAUUAGUGACGUCUAAGAGUUCAAAUGGAGAAAUACUUCGACUUAUGUUGCUAUAAAUGAUGCAAACCAAAGAAUUUCUAAUCUUUUUUCGUCAGAUAUUCAUUGUGACCGAAUAAAAAAAUUAUGCUUAUUGAAAAUAAUCGGAAAUACAAAGAUUUCUCUCUUCACUAGCGUUGCC